Molecule: messenger RNA, 1404 nt
Organism: Magallana angulata
Lineage: Eukaryota; Metazoa; Mollusca; Bivalvia; Ostreida; Ostreidae
Exons: 9
Coding region: 133-1404 (423 amino acids)
Source: RefSeq, a predicted model, not a curated record
GCAUAUUCAGUGUACCUCCUACAACACUUGGUCGACAAUUCUGAACAGGAUGAAAGAGCUGGAAUUAUUAUGUAUGACAUAGCAUGUAGCCUUCAGAGACACUUGCAGGUAUAGUUAGUAAAAAUAAGUAAUAUGAAAACUCAUGAAGACCUACAGGCAAAUUUUAAGUUUGUUGUGCCAGUGUUUCACAGUUAUGCACAUAAUAUGGCAUGCAAGCUUGAAUUUCGUCAAAGGUUUGUGGAGGGAACUGGACUUAAUGAUGGAGAAGGUGUCGAGAGAUUGUGGUCCUACCUCAGAAAAUUCAAUUCUAUCACAACAGAAAUGACUGUGUCAAACAGACACUAUUUGUUGGUGGAUGCAUUAGAACAUUAUUCAAACAGAAUAAAGGAAAAAUUAGGGGAACGAUUAAAGGCCAUGCUUGAGAAAGCAAAAAAAUUGCAACAAGAAACCAGAGACGUGUUCACUGCUGUAGAAGCAAAGCAUGAUGGCAGUGCAGCAGAAUGGAUUUUACUCUGGAAAGAGUUAUCAAGAAGUGGAAGACAAGUUUCUGUCAGUUUAACACCAGAUGAAAGAUACUGUUGGCUCUCCAAACAGAUUGUUACACAAAGGAUAAUGUUAGCCGAUUCCAAUGUUGAGGAUGAGAAGGUACUUUUUAAAGACCUAUUCAAAAGUAAAACAGAAAAUGAAAUGAAGAAAGUAGGCAAGCAGAUAAAUGUACAAAGUUUGGAUGACCAGAAAGAAGAGCUAGCCGAAUCAGCGAAAAACAAACUAAAGCAAGGACAUCUCAAAAAACUACAAAUGUUUGCUAAUGAAAGGCAAUACAUUCUGUCUUUACUGAAGAAAUACUUUGAUGGACAAGAGAUGGCAAAACGAAUUUCCAAACAGCUGUCUUCCAACAGUGAAAAGAUAAAGAAAAGCCUUAAAGAAUUUAAUAGCAAGUUCAGUGAAAGGUUUUCUUUUGCUGAAGUCAGCUCACCAUCUGCUACAUUCUUCAAUGAUUUGAAUGUUUCGCCUUUCCUCGAUGAAGACAAAAUAAAGGCUUGCCAGGCCUACUCCCUCUACCAGCAUGCAAUGGAGCAGGAACAAAUGACAAUGCUAGAGGUCAAAGCUUUGUUGCAUCAUAUUGAUGAUAAAAAUCAACAUUUAUUAAAUCUUAUAGUGGAAGCCACACAAUAUGACAGAUAUCAAAUUGGUCGUAAGCAUAUGCUUAUGAUGUUAAAGUUGAAAGCUGAAGAGCAGUGGAUAAGAUAUCGUUUGUGUUUAUCUGAAUUUUCCGAUAAAAGUGCAGAGAGUCAAAUUCACUCUUUUAUCGAUAUGCCUCUGCAGACAGAUUUUAUUGAAUUAGAUUGUAUAUUUGAAGAAAUGUCUGACUUAUCUGAAUCGGAUGAUAGUGAAACUGAAUGA